CAUACAUUAUAAUGUAUAAUGUAAAAUAGGAAAAUGUCAAUGCGUUGGUUAAAGAAUUUCUUGCUCGUUAUAGUAUUUCUUGCGGCAGUUCGUUACUGGUUGAAUACAAAAUCAUAUAUUUUUGAGGAGAAAAGCAUUGUCAAAUUAGUACAAAGAUACGGGGGAGACAAUUUACAGGCAUCGAUUGCAAGAAUAACCGAUGAGCUUGAACGUGGCUAUCCAAAUUUAGUUUUACCAAAAGAACGUCUUCAAUGGGUGAUGUUAAAGUUUUCUGGAAUGACAAUAUCCCUCACUGUCCUAUAUGCAUCCUUAACUGAGUAUGUUGUGAUUGCUGGAUCAGCAUUGGAUACAGAUGGAUAUCUUGGACGACAUUGGUCGAACAUGACCCAUAUAGUUCUCUCAGGAUCAAUAAAAUAUUGGAGAGAAGGAACUUCUGAAGCAAAGGUGUAUCACAAAGGAGAGAGUUUUACAACAAGAUAUUGGAACACUGGUGGUAUGCAAUUGAAAGCUAACACAUGGAUGAUUGAGUACGGCAGAGGAUUUUUGCCUUUGAGUAUCCCUUCAACAAUAUUUGAUGGGAUAUUCACCUCAUUUGACCUAAUCGGUACAUUUAAAAUGAUGAGAGUUUUUGGUAUGGCAUAUUUCUAUGGAAUAAAAAAUGAAAUAGCUUCAUUUAUAAAAAGUAUAUAAACUAUAAUAGAAGACAACCUUUCAGUGAAGGAUAUUAAUUUUUCUAAGAUUUAUUCGAAGCACUUUCAAAAAUAUACAAUAUUCAAUUGCCAA
Molecule: messenger RNA, 783 nt
Organism: Xenia sp. Carnegie-2017
Lineage: Eukaryota; Metazoa; Cnidaria; Anthozoa; Malacalcyonacea; Xeniidae
Product: sigma non-opioid intracellular receptor 1-like
Exons: 3
Coding region: 34-690 (218 amino acids)
Cellular component (GO): endoplasmic reticulum
Source: RefSeq, a predicted model, not a curated record